AUGAACCUGAACACUUUGUUGCAGCAAAUCCAGUUCACAGAGAAACAGGCGAGGGAGAAGAGGAACUUCAUCCAACAAGCUAAAUGCGACAUAAAUAGAGGUUAUGAAAAAAUUAACCAAAUGAAAGAAGAGCUGAGCGCUGCAAAAAUUAACUUAGAAACCAAGGUCCAGCAUCUGUCUCUAAAGCAGUUCAAUGUAGAAAUUCUGAAGAAACGUGAAGACAGCUUAGAAAAACAAAAAGCUGAACUUAUUAAUCAAAGAACCAGUCUUCUUAACAUCAUGGCAGAUACAAAGAGAAAAAUUACUGAAGAGGAAGAUAAUUUUACCAGAGAAGUAACAGAGUUUAACAAUGAAUACAGCCUAACAAGUAACAGAGAUCUUCUUAUUAAAAAGAAAGUCAAGACUGAAAUAAAUGAUUUAGAGAAUGAGGCAGCUCUGUUGAAAAAUGAAAUGGAGUCAAUGGAACAUAAAAAUGUUCAGUUAAAUGCACUCCAGCUGCAGAAGAAUGAAUUAAAGCAGAAUUUAUUUACUCUCCAAAGUGAGCUGAAAGACCUUGAGAAAGUAAUCAGGGAGGCUGAAACAAUAACGAAAGAUUUAGAAGCAGAAAAAGUUCAAGUCACUGAAAAACCUCAGACUGAUCCUGAAUGCUUAAGACUUAAGAAAGAAUUGGAAAAAUCCAAAGAUGAUAAUUGGGAAAGCCUCUGUGAGACUCUUCAAACAGAAAUUGAAAUUCUGCAAAUGAAUUUAUCACAAAAGAAGUCUUCAGGGAAGUGA
Molecule: messenger RNA, 774 nt
Organism: Sturnus vulgaris (Common starling)
Lineage: Eukaryota; Metazoa; Chordata; Aves; Passeriformes; Sturnidae
Source: RefSeq, a predicted model, not a curated record